AUGAAGGGUUUCGCGCUUUCUACCGUCCUCGCUCUUGCGCCUGCUGCUCUCGCCGCAUGGCCCGAGGCUGAGGGCAAGUCGAUCAAGUACACGUCGGUUCCUGGUUACUUUCUGCAGGACGACAACGCCACUAACCCGACAGGCUUUGAUUAUGCCUCUGUCAACUUUGGUCUGCUCAACAGGACGUACCCGACGGACAAGCACUUCGAUCCCGAGGGUGUCAAGACCCAAUGGCAGCGUUUCGACCACUGGGUUCAGUACCUGAACUCAGGCUGCCGCAAGAGCGACAGUGUCCAGUACAAGCUGCUCUUCAUGGGCCGUCACGGUGAGGGCUGGCACAACGCCGCCGAGAGCUUUUACGGCACCCCUGCUUGGAACUGCUACUGGGCCGAGCAGGAAGGCAACGCCACCGCUCGCUGGGCUGACCCCCUUCUCACCCCAGCCGGCGCGGCAGAGGCGUACAAGGCCAACGCCUACUUCAAGGACCGAUACGAGACACAGAAGAUGCCAUACUUCGAGUCGUACUACACGAGUCCCCUCAUUCGCUGCGGUAUCACCGCCAACCUCACCUUUGGCGACAUCGCCCUGCCCGAGGACAAGCCUUUUGUGCCGCUGGUCAAGGAGGGUUUCCGCGAGGGCAUGACGGUUCACACGUGCAACUGGCGCUCCAACAAGACUUACAUCCAGGAGACUUUCCCUUGGUUCGAGUUCGAGGAGGGUUUCACUGAGUAUGACCAGCUUUGGCGGCACAACGAGAGCGAGACGGGCGAUGCACAAGACGCCCGCUCAAAGGCCGUCCUUGACGACGUCUUCCGCAGCGACGACAAGACCUGGCUCAGUAUCACCAGCCACUCGGGCCAGAUCACUCGCCUGCUCAAGGCUCUCAACCACCGCGCUUUCCGCCUGUCGACCGGUCAGAUCAUCCCCGUCUUCGUCAAGGCCGAGGUCAUCGAGCCGCAGCCGGAGCCGACGUUUGAGGCGCACGAGCCCUACUCUACCUGCGCAAGCCCGCCAAUCACCAGCAACGCCGCUCAGGGCUGUGUGUGCUCGACGGCUACGUCGGCGCUCCUCCCGGCCGCCACGUUCAUGGCUGCGUGA
Molecule: messenger RNA, 1098 nt
Organism: Colletotrichum truncatum
Lineage: Eukaryota; Fungi; Ascomycota; Sordariomycetes; Glomerellales; Glomerellaceae
Product: phosphoglycerate mutase
Cellular component (GO): cytoplasm
Molecular function (GO): phosphatase activity
Source: RefSeq, a predicted model, not a curated record